Nomascus leucogenys (northern white-cheeked gibbon) is the source of this 2729-nucleotide messenger RNA. Lineage: Eukaryota; Metazoa; Chordata; Mammalia; Primates; Hylobatidae. The record is from RefSeq and is a predicted model, not a curated record.
CACAUCAGCCCAGGAUAGAAGGAAGGCUGGGCAGAGAUUAUGAUGCUGGUUGACAAAGAAGCUGAGUCCAGAGAGAGGAAAAGGAAUUGCCAAAACUCACACAUCUGGCCAGGACAGUACUGGAAAUGCGGACGACUGCUGUCCCUGGAAGAGGCUGGUAAGUGAUGGAGUUUAAUAGGAAUUGGGUUUGAAGGACCUCUGUUGCCAGAAAGCAUGAGUAUCUCUAAAGGGGAAGCUGAGUCAGAGGUUACUAGAACAGAGGUAUCAGCAAAGGAAUGGGAGAGGUGACGAGGCCGAUCUCUAAGGGUACUUGGCCCAGGCCUGAGGAGGGCAGCUGAUUCCCUUAGCAACAGAAUGCUGCGCCCGAGGCUGACUAGUCAUUCAAGUCUGUACAUAAUCUCCAAUGUCAGAACUCAACAGGCAACCUUAAGAGACCACUAAGUCUACUGCAUGUCUGCAGGGUUUGGCUUCCCUGGACUGUGAGGUCUUCCAGGGAAGCGACCAUAUUCAUAGAUUUAUCCCCAGUUUCUAGCAAGGCCUGGAAUAUAGUAAUAUUGUAACUCAAAUAUUUUUGUUCAGAGCAAAAAUUAAAAAGAAUGAAUGUGCUCAAACGGGAAACUGAAGCUGAGAGAACACAGACAGGAGGGGCGUAACAUCAACCAGCAAUUCUGGAAUAGUAACAAGAUUAGUUUUCUGGGAUGCAGCAGGACGAAUGGCCCUCGCAAUUAAAGGUUGCUGUCACCUCUUCAGAAGGGGUUAACAAGCAAAUGGUGACUGGGAACAAAGGGGCAGGGGUUAAACGGAGCCGUAGUGGUGGGGCCAGGAUGGAGAGGCCGAUUGGCUGAGACUCAAGGCGGGGCAGAUAGGUAGGGGCGGCACACUUCCUUCCCUAACAAUGUGACUAAGGUAGGUCAACGCCACAUCCGGUUUAGUGGGCGGGAGCGGUGGGGGGGGGGGGGGGAAACAAAAGGAGACGAAGGACGCAUGCGUUUGGUGAGUCCCGGAUUCUGGUGGGUUCUUCCGCUCAGGCUGGGUGAAGCGCUUCCGGGUCGCCGCCGGCAGCAGCCUCCCGGCGCGAUGAAGACACUGAGGCCCAGAGAGGUUAAGUGACUCAGCCAAGGUCAAACAGCUAGUAAGUGGUGGAGCCAGGACUCAAAGCCAGUCUAGGAGCCAUGUCCACUUUGUUCCCCUCACUCUUCCCUCGUGUGACUGAGACACUGUGGUUUAAUCUGGAUCGACCCUGUGUAGAAGAGACAGAGCUGCAGCAGCAAGAACAGCAGCAUCAGGCCUGGCUCCAAAGCAUCGCAGAGAAAGACAACAACCUGGUUCCUAUUGGCAAGCCAGCCUCAGAGCACUAUGAUGACGAGGAAGAAGAGGAUGAUGAAGAUGAUGAGGAUAGUGAAGAGGACUCAGAGGAUGAUGAGGACAUGCAGGACAUGGACGAGAUGAAUGACUACAAUGAGUCACCGGAUGAUGGAGAGGUCAAUGAGGUUCAUCUCUCAGUACUUCCCACCUGUGGCCUGUAUCACAGCCAUCCCAAACAACUGUGCCCAGAAUCCAUCAUGCUGUCUCAUUCCUUCAUGCCACGUGUAUAUGUGGCUGGCUUUGCCCUUCCCACCCCCAUCUCCAUCUGCCUGGCCAACUCAGAACUUCCAGAUUCAGUUCAAAUGUUGCUCUUUCUCCAUGAAGUCCCAGGCAGAAACAACCACCCUAUCUUUCAGAUUUAUGAGGUCUCUGUUAGAAUUUGUAGUUUCAUUCCCCUUUUAUUGCUCAUUGAAUGUAUUUCUGAUCUUGGAAUUGGAUGAACUUUUAUUUAUUUAUUUUUGAGACCAAGUCUUGCUGUGUUGCCCAGGCUGGAGUACAGUAGUGUGAUCACGGCUCAUUGCAGCCUCGACCACCCAGGCUCAGGCAAUCCUCCCAUCUCAGCAUUUCCAGUAGCUGGGAUCACAGUUACUCACCACCACACCCGGCUAAUUUUUAAAUUUUUUGUAGAAACGGGGGUCUCACUUUGUUACCCAGGCUAGUCUCUAACUCCUAUGCUCAAGUGAUCCUCUUGCUUUGGCCUCCCAAAGUGCUGGGAUUACAGGUAUGAGCCACCGUGCCCAGCCAGUAAAUUCCUUUUCUUUUCUUUUCUUUCUUUUUUUUUUUUUUUUUUUUUUUUUUUGAGACAGGUUCUUGCUCUGUCACCCAUGCUGGAGUGCAGUGGCACAAUCACAGCUCACUGCAGCCUCAGCCUCCUGGGCUCAAGCAAUCCUCCCACCUCAGCCUCCGAAGUAGCUGGGACCACAGGCGUGUGCCACCAUGCCCGGGUAAUUUUUGUAUUUUUUGUAGAGAUGGGUUUUUGCCAUGUUGCCCAAGCCGGUCUCAAACUCCUGAGCUCAAGCAAUCUGCCCACCUCGGCCUCUCAAACUGCUGGGAUUACAGGCACCAGCCACCACAUAGCCGAAUUUCUUAAGACCCUAAAAGCACUUAUGCUGGGAUUGAGAUAAAUCCAGGCAGACAGCUACCCUAAAUGGUAUGUGGAAGCCUCCAUGGUGGAGAAGAAAGAUGUGGAGACAGAUAAUUACAAAGCUAUGGGUUAUCUGCUGAGAUGGUUAUUCCACUGUGUAUUAUGGUUCCUUUGAGGCCAGCAUUUGUGGCUCAUUCAUCUCUGUGGCCUCUACCCCUCUCCCUGGCACCUAGCACAUUCCUAAUACAAAAGAGGUGGCAAUAAAUGUUUGCUGAAUAAA